Molecule: messenger RNA, 17176 nt
Organism: Esox lucius (northern pike)
Lineage: Eukaryota; Metazoa; Chordata; Actinopteri; Esociformes; Esocidae
Gene: map1ab
Product: microtubule-associated protein 1Ab
Exons: 7
Coding region: 35-12388 (4117 amino acids)
Biological process (GO): dendrite development; regulation of microtubule depolymerization; microtubule cytoskeleton organization
Cellular component (GO): cytosol; dendrite; microtubule associated complex
Molecular function (GO): microtubule binding; actin binding
Source: RefSeq, a predicted model, not a curated record
CCCCUGCACACACCGCGCUCGCGGGGUUGUUGCCAUGGAGAUUCCGGCUCGAUGUGCUCUUUCUGUGGUGCUGGAGGAUGAGAACAGCGCGCGGCCAGGGUCCGAGAAGCGAAAUCAGGACCUUGGAGAGCAACAGCGUCGUGGACCCCCGUUCAGCCACGGGAAAUACUACAUGCUGAUAGUGAUCGGAGAGAUAGCGACAGACCACCAGCUGCAACGCGCCAGGGACCACAUAGAACGAGGGAUUCGCUCCUGGAACGUCUGCCUGAAGUCAUGUGACCUGGACCAGCAGUUGCAGCUGUUUGUGACGCGUCACUCCGCCCAGUUCUCCGCAGAUGUCAGAGGACAAAGGACUCUUCAUCACAAAAGUGAUGUCCUAGAGACUGUGGUGUUAGUCAACCCAUCAGAGCAUUCAGUUGCUUCAGAGAUCCAGUCUUUAGUGACAGACUCAGCAGGACAUAAGCUCCUGGUCCUGAGUGGGCAGAACUCAGACCACGGUGACCUGCUUCUCCAAACUGGGGUUUUCACAUAUCAGAGCUUCUUACAGAUCUUUGCUGAUCCUGGGGUCAGUUAUUCCCUGGGCGAAGCAGCCCCCGAGCAGCGGGCCACACUUACUGUCUCCUGCCGAGCAGAGGUGGGCUGGAGCUCCUUGGGGCAGCUGCAGCAAUUCCGGGAGUUCCUGGAGUACAAACUGAACCCUGAGCCUGUGCUCCCCAAGAUGGAGGGUGUUACAGAGUUCACGGAGUACAUCUCCGAGACGGUGGAUGUGCCUUCGCCCUUUGACCUCCUGGAGCCUCCCACAUCUGGAGGCUUCCUGAAACUGUCCAGGCCCUGUUGCUACAUCUUUCCUGGGGGGAGGGGGGACUCUGCCCUUUUUGCAGUCAACGGCUUUAACAUUCUAGUGGAUGGAGGCUCUGAACGGAAAUCAUGCUUUUGGAAGCUAGUCAGACACUUGGACCGCAUCGACUCAAUUCUACUCACUCACAUUGGUGCAGACAAUCUGCCAGGCAUCAACGGGCUGCUUCAGAGAAAAAUAGCAGAGCAGGAGGAUGAGCAGUCACAAGGCUCAACCACCUAUAGUGACUGGAUGAAGAACCUGAUCUCCCCAGAGCUGGGUGUAAUCUUCUUUAAUGUACCAGAGAAACUACGUAUGCCAGAAUCAAACCUAAAGGUCAAGCGCAGCAUCGAGGAGGCCUCACUCACGCUGCAGUACCUCAACAAACUCGGAAUCAAGCCAGAGCCUCUCUGCAGACUGGUCAGUAACACUAUUGAGCCCUUUACCCUUUUCCAUAAGAUGGGAGUGGGCAAGUUAGACAUGUAUGUUCUGAACCCCGUCAAGGACAGCAAGGAGAUGCAGUUUCUAAUGCAGAAGUGGGCGGGUAACAGCAAGGCCAAAACAGGCAUUGUGCUGCCCAAUGGAAAAGAGGGAGAAAUAUCUGUACCUUACCUGACAUCAGUUACAGCAUUAGUUGUGUGGCUUCCUGCCAAUCCAGCAGAAAAGAUUGUGAGAGUGCUGUUUCCUGGAAAUGCACCACAAAACAAAAUCCUGGAGGGGCUAGAGAAAUUAAAGCACCUUGACUUCUUGCGAUACCCAGUAGCAACACAAAAAGACAUAGCCUCAGGGGCUCCACCCUCUGUUCUAAAACAGACCAAGUUGAAGCAAAGAACAGACAGCAAAGAAAGUCUGAAAUCAUCCCCCAAGAUUACAAAAGUGUCUAAGAAAGAGGCAGACGAUGAGGUAUCAGCAACCACAGAGGCAAAGAGUGACUCUGUAAAGGAGAACAAGAUAGAGAAAAAGGAGGAGAAGAAACUUAAGGAGAAUGAAAAACCCGCAAAAAUACUAAAAUCCAAGACAGAUGCACCGGAAAAGAAAAAACUAUUGAAGGAGAAAUCCUUGAAAAAACACUCAAAGGAAAGGGCCACCAAGAUGGAUGAAAAAAAAGACAAAGAAAAAAAAGAGAUCAAGAAAAUCAAGAAAGAUGACCCAGCCAAAAAAGAUGAAAAAAAAGAUCCCAAAAUUGAAAAGAAAAAGGAUACCUCUAAACCAGAGCUGAGAAAGAUAACAAAACCUGACCUAAAGCCCCUCACACCAGAGGUCAGAAAGACCCUGCAUAGGGCAAAGGUGUCAAGUAAGCCCAAAACUGACAAAAGCAAAGUCAAAGCGCCUAAGGCAGAGCCUGCUGAAACCAAAACUGAAAAACACACAGAGGAGACCACUCUCCCUGAGCCACUACAGAAUGGAGCUGUUGAGGGCAUUACUGCUUCCUCCACUCCAGAGGAUCUUACCAAAGAUUUUGAGGGGUUAAAACAAGAUGAGAUAUUAUCAGAGCCACCAGAAAGUGCAGUGGAGACACCUGCAGAGGAAAGCAUGGUUGAAUCCCUUAACCAGGAAGAGGAGAAAGAACCGGAAUCUGUCUCUCAAACCCCACCACGCACACAAUCUCCAGAGAAAGGAGCAGAUAUGGAGGUGGAAGAUGAGAUUGAAUUAGUAAGCAAAGAGGGCAAAUUACAAGCAGAGGAGGUAGAAAUAUAUGAGGAUGAAGGAGCUGCCAUUGAGGAUGAGGAGGAAGAAGAAGGAAUGAUUGCAGAGAGAAAAACUGUAGAAGAAGAGGAAGAUAUGGGGAUUGGGGAGGAGGAAGAUGACUCAAAAGACAAUGUAAAAGAUAAUGGGCUCGACAGGAAGCAUGAGGUGGAGGAAAUGGAGAAAGCUGAAAAACACAUAGCUAUUGAAGUAACUAAAGAGGAAAGCAGAAAGUCUCCAUCCCAGGAGAAAGAAGAGGUAGGAAUUGAAGAAGCUGUUGAAAAGGCUGAGCUGGAAGAGGUGGAAGAUUUAGAUGUAAUAGCAGAUGUAGAAUUCAAACCUGACAUGGAAGGCAAAGAAAUAUUGCCCAAGGACUGGGAUAGCAAAGUUAUUGAAAUGCCUUCUGGAACCAAAGAGGAGGAAGAGGAAGAUGAGGAGGGCUACAUCUCAAACAUAGGAGGUGCUACGGCUGACAUAGCAUCAACAUUGCAAGGAGCUACAGCAGCUGAACCCAUGUCUUUCAUUCAAGAUGAAACCAUUCCUGCUUACUCUGAAACUGAACAGACCAUUUCUGAUGAAGAGAUUCACGAGGAAGCUGAAGAUAGGAUACCACAUCUCCAAUAUGAAGUGGGUUCAUAUGACAUCUCUGUCCCAGAUCAGACAGGUUCAUUUGACUCCAUCCACGGAAUGAAAGAGAUGCAAGCGGCAGCUAUGAUUGAUGUAACAGCCAAAGGUUUCAUUUGUGGACAUGAGCAAGUAUCUGUAUUCACAAACAUAGCCGCACCUUUGGCAGAGGAGGAACAUGUUUCCUCUGCCACAUCCAUCACAGAGUAUGACAAAUUGUCUUCUUUCCCUACCUCUAUUGCAGAAGACCAAUCAGUGGCCUCCGUCACUACACCUCAGACUGAAGAAACAGGCAAAAGCUCACUUCUUCUUGACACUGUAAACAGUGUUCCCCUGGCAACUCCAACCGAGGCCACACAUGCAAAAGAACACUUACACUCUGCUGGGACCAUCUCACCAACAUCCUCUUUAGAGGAUGACAAGUGUUCAAAGUCACCUCCAUCUGAGGAGUGCCUGCCUGUUGUCUCUGACGUAAAGACAGAGGCUAAGGUCAUUAAGACUCACAAUGAAGAAGAGGACGAGGAUGAAGAAGAUGAAGAUCAAACUCCUAACAUAGACAUUUCACUUGGAAAACUCCAGGAGAGCUAUUCCUCCCCACAAACACUCCAUGAUAGAGAAAUAGAUGUGGAUAAGUCCCCUGCCUUUGAGUCUCCUGUCUCUAAACAUGUUCAGGAUUUGAAGCUGGAUCACUCACCAGUUGCGUCCAAAGAAGAUAUCACAACAGUGACACCUUCAAAACCAAUGUCACCACCACCCUCUUUUUCAAAGCCGUUAAGAUCAGACUCUGUUACUUCAGAAGGUGAAGAGCGAUGCUUCAGUCCAGAUGAUAGCACUGUGAAAAUGGCUUCUCCCACACAAUCUGGACCCCCCAGUGCAACCCACUCCCCAAUCGAGUCUCCAACUCACUCUCCACUUCAUCAGUUGCCUGUGGAGGAACAUACCAAGGCCUUCCCAGGACUGGAGCAUCAAACAAAGGAGAAUGUUCAUGAUUCAGCCACCAAAACAGAAGAUAAGGAUGCAAAGAAAGAUGAAGUGGAAAAGGAAGAUAAAGAGAUUAAAAAUAAAACAAUGGACACUGACAUCAAGUUGACUGAGUCAGACACACUACCAACUAUGAAGAAAUCAUUUGAAAAAGACUUGCCUGCAACAAAAGUGGAGGAAAAGUAUGUUAUCCACCUUUCCGAAGAUGAGAUCCAACAGAAACAAGAGACUCUUAUCUCAGAGUCAGCCAAAGAGGAAUCUUCCAUAUCACUAAAUAAAUGUCUGACUGAAGACAUUUCUAGUGGUAAGGCUACACUAAGACAAAGUGAUGACGAAGAUGAUAAAACAUAUCUAGAGAAAGAAUCCAAAGUGUGCAGUAAAGCUAAAUUCCCAAAGGAGAAGGAAAGUAGCUUCUUAGAUGAUGAUGAUGAUGAUACUUCUGAUCUAAAACACAUAGAAACAUAUUUAAAUGAGGAAGACACAGAAAGAGAGGAUACUAAUAAGGCUAAAAUGACCAAGGAAGUAAAUAAAGAGGAUAAAGAAAAAGAAGACAUGUUUGAGACUAUAAAAGAAGAAAAGAAAGUAUGUACUUCUAUGGCUGAACCGAUCAGAGAAGAUGAAGUUGAACUAGUUAAAGAAAAAGAUGACAUUCAUGAAGUUAAACCUAUCAAGGAUGAAAAGACAGAAACAGAAAAGGUUGGUACUGCUGAAGUGGAACAUUUCAAAGAAUAUAAGGAUGAAAAAGUUUAUGUAGCUGAACCCAUUCAUGAACAGAUGAAAAAUGCUGAAAUGGUUGGGACUACUGAUGGUGAACCAAUCCUGGAACACAAAGUUGAGAAAUUGAAAGAAACACAUGACAUUCAUGAUGCUCAGCCCAUAAAUGAAGAGAAGAAAGAAAAGUUUGAAGUUAAGGAACAAGAAAAAGAAGACAUGUUAGAGACCAUGAAAGAAGAAAAGAAAGAAAUGUUUGCUAAUUUUGAACCAAUCGGGGAAGAUGAAGUUGAGAAAGUAAAAGAAAAAUAUGACAGUCAUGAAGCUGAACCUAUCAAAGUAGAUAAAAAUCUGAAAUUGAAGGAAAAAGAUGACAUUCAUGAAGCUGAAGAAAAAGAGGACAAGUUGGAGACCAUCAAGGAAGAAAAGAAAGAAACAGAAAAAUAUACAAUUUAUGACACAGAACAAAUGAAGGAUGAUAAAGAUGAGAAUGUAAAGGAAAAAUUUGAAAUUCGUGAAGCUGAAGUCAUCAAGGAAGAGAAAACUGUUACAGAAAACGUUGGGACUACUGAAGCUGAAGAAUUCAAGGAAAAGAAAGAUGAGAAAGAGAAAGAAGAACAAGACAUGUUUGGGACAGUCAAGGAAGAGAAGAAAGAAAUCGAAAAAGAUCUAACUUCUGACACUGAACCUAUCAUGGCAGAUAAAGAGGAGAAUGUGAAUAAAAACUAUUACAUUAAUGAAGCUGAAGCCAUGAAUGAAGAGAAGAAAGAAACUGAAAAAGCUGGCACCACUAAAGCUGAAGCUUUUAAGGAAGACAUAAAGAAAGAAAAUGGAAACAUUUUGGAGAUGGUCAAGGAAGAGAUAAAAGAAACAGAAACAUAUUUAACUUCUGACACAGAACCCAUUGAGCAAGAUAAAGAUGAGGAAGGAAAGGAAAAAGAUCAAAUUCAUAGUGCUGAAGUCAUUAAUGCAGAGACACAAGAAACAGAAAAAUACAAUAUUUCUGAGGCUGAGCCCAUAAAGGAAGAGAAGAAAGACAAAGAGAGUGAAAUAUAUUACCACACUGAGCUUGGAACUACAAAAGAACUACAAAAGAAACAAAAUGAAAUACAAGAUACAUCUCUGUCUGAAGUGGUGCCAGCCCUAGACUCCAAAACGAUGGAACAAACAGAGACUGAAAAAGAUACCUCUGUGGCUCAACUCAUGAAAGAUGAGAAGAAAGAGAAGGAUGAUACUUGUAAAACCGAUGCCACCAAAGAGGAACAGAUGGAGAGUGAACAUACUCUUCAGUCAGAACCAAUUAAAGAAGAGAAACAUAUGUUUCACACUGAACUGACAAAAGAAAAAACAUUUGAAAAAGAGAUGGAUACCAUCUACAGUACAUCAGCAAAAGCAGAGCAAAUAGAAGAGGAAAGAGAUACUUCUGACAAUGUGCAAAUAGAAACACAUAAAGAUAGGUUUGAAACUGAACCAACUAAAGAACAGCACAGGGAGGACAAGUAUGAUACUAGAAUGGCUGAGUCCACCAAGAUGAUCCAGAAAGAAACAGAAAGGGUACAUGCCUUAGAGACUGAACGUAGUCAGGAAGAUGCAAUAGAGAAAGAAAAAGAUGAUUCUUAUGUGGCUGAAGUCAGUAAAGAACAGAAGAUGGAAAAGGAGAAAGAAAAAGAAGAUAUUAGUGAUUUUGAAGACAGCAAAGAUGAGAAAAGAGAGAAAGAUAGAGACGAAAGUUAUGAAGCUGAACCCAUUAAAACAGAAGAAUUGUCAAUACACAAUAAAAUCGUCAAAGAUGAGAAGAGCCCAAAAAAGACAGAAAUAUACGAUUCCCAUGAGUUUGAACCUAAUAAAGUGGAGAAAUGGGAGAAAGAGAAAGAAGAGGUGCAAGAGAAAGAUCUAAAAGAGGCCACACAGAUUACCAUGUUAGAAAAACUUGAGGUGACGUCUGCGAUCAAGCUUGAAUCUACAUUUCAGGUUCAAUAUUCAGAUGGAGAUGAGGAAGAUGAUGAUGAUGAGGAAGAUGAAAAGGAACCCAUUUGUAUGGGUGGUGCGGGCUCAAGACCUUUAUCAGUAGAACCUAGACAAUCAGAGCACGAUUUAAUGUCUCAAGACCUGCUCUCAAGUCAGUCAUCAGAGAAUGUGCUUAGUGACCAAAUAAAGGAUAGCAACUCUGGACAGACCAUAGGGAGUGUGUCUUCACUAUCAAAAUGCGAGCCCUCUGCUGAUCAAGACCUCAAAGAGAAGCGUGUAGAACCUGUACUAGAAAAGGGCAUAAAAACAACUGAGUCCACAUCAGAACCCCAUCCUAACGAAGAGUCUACCAUUGUGUUCCCUACCUUGAAAGAGGAGACAGUUUCUGCAAUUUCGACCAUCAAAGUAGAGCCAGCCUCAGAUUCCACUUCCGACAAAAAGCCUUUAGGUUCCACUGAUAUCCAGGCUUUUUGUUCGACACUCUCUAGCACUGAUGGCCAGGCUUUAAGUUCGACACUCUCUAGCACUGAUGGCCAGGCUUUAAGUUCGACACUCUCUAGCACUGAUGGCCAGGCUUUAAGUUCGACACUCUCUAGCACUGAUGGCCAGGCUUUAGGUUCGACACUCUCUAGCACUGAUGGCCAUGCUUUAAGUUCGACACUCUCUAGCACUGACAGCCAGGCUUUAAGUUCGACACUCUCUAGCACUGACGGCCAUGCUUUAAGUUCGACAUUCCCUAGCACUGAUGUCCAGGCUUUAAGUUCGACACUCUCUAGCACUGAUGGCCAUGCUUUAAGUUCGACACUCUCUAGCACUGAAGACCAGGCUUUAAGUUCGACACUCUCUAGCACUGAUGGCCAUGCUUUAAGUUCGACACUCUCUAGCACUGAAGACCAGGCUUUAAGUUCGACACUCUCUAGCACUGACGGCCAGGCUUUAAGUUCGACACUCCAUAGCACUGAUGGCCAGGCUUUAUGUCCGACACUCUCUACCACUGACAGCCAGGCUUUAAGUUUGACACUCCCUAGGAGUGACGGCCAGGCUUUAAGUUCCACGCUCUCUAGCAAUGAUGGCCAGGCUUUAAGUUCCACACUCUCUAAGACUGACAGCCAGGCCAUUGUGGAGGAAUCCACCCAGCAUGAAACACUGCUGCUUUCCAUCACAACAAGCAUAGACUCAGUUAAUACAGAUGAAAAGCAUGUUUCUAAAAAAGAAGAUGAGAAACCAGGCAAGGAAGCUGAAAGGGAGAUGGAAAAAGAGCGUGAGGUUGCUUCCCCAGGGCACACACAACCGUCUUCUUAUUUUGUCCUGGAUAAAGAUUCUGAGAAGGUUCCAGAAGAAGUAGGCUACACUGAUAGUACAAAAGCAGAUAGUAUGGAACACUUGGAAGGUUUUUACAAAAUGACAACAGAGAAAGAAACGUUCAGUGUGAGCUCACAAGAGGAAUAUCCAGGUUUUGUUGCAUCUAAGUAUGAACCAUAUGAAAAGCCAGUUUCUGAAGAGCAGGACUCAGAUUAUAAAGAACACAGUGAGGUUUCAGUAGAGUUUGACCAGUCAACAGAAAUUGGUAUUGAUGAUAAUAGGAGAGCUAGACAGGCAGAUGCUGGCGCGGCUGCAUUCUACUCAGAGGACGAGGAAAAAGAAGAACCGCUGUCAUUCAGCAGAGUUGAUUACACCCCUCCACCUUUCACAGAGAGCGAAAGAAGCCUUCCUUGCAAACCAAGUGCCUUCCCUGAACAAAAUGACAAAGAGAAGGGUCAAGAAGAAGAGAGUGACAGGAAGGAGGGACAAGCUACACCAGAUGUAGAGAACAGCUUUGCAUAUACAGAGAUUCAAGACAACAAAUCCACCCCAGCAGCUGAACCAUGCUCAUUUGCUUUCAGUCUCAAAGAAGAUAAACCUGAAAAGGUUGAGAAGGAGAAAGACGAGAUUAAUGUCAGUUUCGAGUCCACCCCUCAAACAUCUACAGCAAAGACAGACAAGACUGGAACAUCUCCCAGCGCAGAGGAGUAUUUCCCAGUCCAAUCAGGCCGAAAGGAAACAUCCUCCCCCUCAUGGAGUCAAUCCAACCUCAGUACCCAAGCCUCAGCUACUGCCAUGCAUUUUGAAGAAGUUCCUGAGAAACAGACCACUGAGAAGGAGAAAAUGAAGGAAAAAGAUGACCCGGUGAAAGACAAAGUAGAUUCAUCUGAUAGUGAGAAAGCAGACUCUCCAUCCGGUCGCUACUCACCAGCAGAGAAAGACAUGCUUCAAGCAUUGCCAAAGGAAAAGGACAAUCAGGCUUCUGCUACAUAUUCAGGACAGGUCAUAAAUGAUAAUGUUCUUGCGUCUGAGUAUACAGAAAUUGGAAGCUCUCUCAGCAGCAAAUCUACAAUGGAAUAUUAUGGACCAGACACUCCAGUUAGUGUAGAUAAGAGUCUACUGGUGGUAGGAGAAGAUUAUGAGGAUGAUGAGGAAGAAGAUGAUGAUGAGGAAGAAGAAGUAGCCAGUGAUCUAGAUGUGGAGAAGGGUGCGAGAGAACAGUCUGAAAAAGAAAUCUGUAAAACCACAUUGGAUGAUAAAAUUACUUCUGAACUUCCUGUGACAAAGGAAGAGGAAAAGAACAAGGAGACUUACUCACCCAAACCUGAUCUCAGCCUUCUCAAAAAAGAAGAACCUUCCCUAGCAACAAGCAGCCCUCCACUGGUUGAAACUGCAGAUUCCCUUUUGAAGAAUGUAUUAUGUGCCUCGCCACUCCAGUCUUACAGUUGCACUGCAACUGAACAAGCGGGAUCAGAGUAUUCAGAGGACAGCCAGGUGGGGAUAAAGGCAGAGAGGUUUGACAGUCUUGACCUAUCUCUGCCCACCAAGUCCAGUGAAGUUGAAGAGUACAGCAAGAAAGAGAUUGAAGCAGAAAGACAGAUAACCCCAGAAACUGUUUGUAUAAAACCAGAGGAAAUGUCUUUGUCUUGUCUGUCAUCUGCAUCAUCUUCUUUAUUAACCAGCCACCAGUUUGGGGAGGAGGUAGAGGCCUCCUGUGAGUAUUCUUCAUUCAAAGAUGAAGACUCUUCAGUCAUUCAAUCAACCUUCACAACCUCAGGGGUAAUGUUAAAGGAUGAUUACCUAGAGCCAUCUGAAAAGCUUACCUCAACAACUAUAACUACAUUCAGCCUUACAACAGUCUCUCCAGUCUUAGCCACCCCAGCCAAAGGCUCUUCUGAACAAAAUACAUCAUCCAGCCCUGAAAUGGACAAGGGUCAGACGUCAGAUGCCUUCCUUAAACUUGAGGGGAUUAUUGAAACAAAAUCCAAAACACAUGCUGGAGCUUCAGAGCCACUAAGUUCCCAGCUGUCCAAACAUGAAGAAACCACGUCCACUUCAGUGGCUCUCUUUGAUGUUUCCCCACUGCAAAGAGCUGACUCUUCUGACAGAGAAUCCCAGGGAUCAGUUGGCAGCAAAGACUCCUACACUUACGAAAUGGAGGACUGUACUCUUCCAUGCCGUAUUGAAUGCCAGAAAUCUUCAGCGACAGAGCAAAAAGAAGGACUCACCUCUAGUACAGCCACAGCAGUGUCCCAAUCUGAUAUUGUAACAAUACCACAGCAGUCAACUGAAGCCUCUUCCAAUGGGCCUACUGAGGUUAGCACAUGUCCCCAAGAAAGUACUAGUGAAACUAGCAAAGCCUCUUUUACCACAACAUCAGAUAUGAAAAGCAACGAGGACAAAGAGACAACUGAUGAGAAAGGUAAGAUGGAAAUAAAAGAGAAGGAAAAGAGUGAGAGCAAGGUUGUUACCCUUAAAGAGGAUGGCACAAUGCUUGAGCAGAAAGAGAAGGAGGAGAAGAAAGAGAUGGAUGAGAAGAAAGAGGUGACUGAAGAGAAGGAACAGGUAGAGGAGAAGGUGAAAGUUGAGGGACAUAAGUUCAUAGAGAAAGACUGGGAGGCAGAGAAGAAAGACAAGACUGAAGAAAAGAGUGAGAAAGAGAAGGAAAAGGAAGAUGGAGAAAAAGAGGAGCCAAAAACUGAGAAACAUGGAGAGAAGAUGGCCGAAAGGAGGAGGAGUAGCCUAUCUGACUGGGAACUUUUACAAGGGCCGGGUGCCUGUCCAAGUGCACCUCCUCCAGGCUAUGAAGACGACAAGGAAGAGGAGGAAGCGUAUGAAACAGAAGAACCAGAGGAAGCAGAGGAAGAAUAUGGUCAAACGCAAUGGGCAAGCCCAGGCCAGCCUAGUCUUCUGUCCACAACAGAACAUGCACCCCAUAUAGAGACAUCUGGAAAAGCAGAAGGGGAAUCUAGUCGUCCCACUGACUUGCCUAUGGAGGCAACCUCAACCUCCCCAUCUGGUUACUCCCCAUGUGAAUACAAACACGGUAAAGGGGAGAUCUCUCCAUCCUUCAUCAACCCAAGUCCACACACCCUCUCCAGUGAUGAUGGUGAAGAGGAGCUUGGAAGUGAUCAUUCUCGGGAGGGCGAUGAAGAUGAACGUGAGCAGCACUCAGUCAAGAGAAGGUCUCACAGGCAGACGCGACAUCACCCUCAAAGUGGAGUUGCUGAAUCUGGAGAGGGCUCACAUCCAGUGUCUAUGCCUCCUGGUUGCAUGGCAGCGGGACUUGGGGUAGCGCUAGCUGGAGAGGAGACGCCCCCCACGUCGGCGAGUGACUCAUUAGCAUCACAGUCGGACUCAGAUGUACCUCCAGAGACAGAGGAGUGCCCAUCAAUUACAGCAGAGGGUAACCUGGACUCGGACGAAGAUGCAGAACACCUGCCGGUAGAUAAACUAUCUGCCUCUGCUACAGGAGCGGGCCACCAACCCCCCUCUCCUAGAUCAGCUGCAAAAGCCCAUGACCCCCCACCUGCCCCAAUGAAGGACCCCUUCCCCCACCCUCCUCACCCUGAUGUGUGCAUGGUGGACCCAGAAGCUCUCCCUAAUGACUUGAGCAGCUCGGAGAAACUGCUCAAGAAGGACCACAAAACCACUAAGAGCCUACGGAAGGGACUCGGCAAGCCUAAGUCUGCAUCCCCAGCCCGGAAGGGGAAGAGAUCCACCACCCCUGUGAAGCAGGCCUCUAAGGAUUCCUCACCUCGAUCGGCGUCUCUUAGGAGGAAGGAUCCUGAAAGGAGUUCCAGGCUGACACGGAUGUCAGAAGGUCUGGGAUCCAAGGGGGAACUACACGCUCCAGGGAAAGGGCUGGUGAAUGGUGUCAAAAGCAAUUUGGGUACCAACUCCCAAAAAUCUAGUUCAGCAGUUCCUCCCGGGCCUCCAAUCUACGUGGAUCUGGCCUAUGUGCCCAACCACUGCAGUGCCAAGAACGUGGACCAGGAGUUCUUCAAGCGUGUGCGUGCAGCGUACUAUGUGGUGAGCGGCAACGACCCAGCCGGUGGAGAACCCAGUCGUGGAGUCCUGGAUGCCCUGCUGGAGGGCAAGGCCACGUGGGGCUCCAAUCUACAGGUCACUCUGAUCCCUACACAUGACACAGAGGUGACGAGGGACUGGUACCAGCAGACACACGAGAAACAGCAGGACCUGAACAUCAUGGUCCUGGCCAGCAGUAGCACAGUGGUCAUGCAGGACGAAUCUUUCCCUGCCUGCAAGAUUGAGUUCUAACUUCUGAAUCUCUUGCCCUUUCCUCUCAUUUGUACCAGAGGUUUUCCUACCCUGUAUCUUCUCAUAGCCUUGCCUUCUGUCAGCUCUACAUUCUGCUCUCACAUGGCGUUAGAUUCCAUUGCAUUUGCUGUAGACUUCGGUUGGUGCACUGGAUUCCAACUGGUCAAUGUCAUCUAAGAACAACUACUUACAUCAGGCAGAAACAAUUAUAUGCUAGCACGUAAAACCACUUCUUUACUAGAUUUGUUCUUAUGUAUUUUUUCCAGAUAACCUCGGCAACAUGCACAUAUACAGUAGUGAGCACGCAUAUCAUCUGUGAUGAUUGUUAUUUUCAGUAGUUUUACUGCACCCAAAUCUAAAACUGCACUCACAUCUAAAUGGACAAAACAUUCUAACUAAAUGCGCCAUCUUAACAAUGUGUUGAUUUGUCAAUUGCUUUGGGGCUCUAGUUCCUAAUGCUCUUUGCAAAACUCCUAGUCAGUUAAGAUGCUGCACUGUCAAAUCACAUUCAACCAGAGAAUUACCCCAGGAAAUGACCAUUUUAAAAUGUAUCAUCAAAAGGCCAAAGUGGGUGCCAAAACCACCUCAAUAUAAUUGUUUUUUACACUCCAAAUAGGUCCAAAACAGUAAGGGGGGAAUAGCUAGUUGUUCUCGAUUGUACGCAGACUUCGCACACUGUUGUACAAUGGUAGUAUUUUUGUAAGUACCAUAACUAUAUAUGAGAUAUUUCUCCUGUUUGGAGAGAAUAUGUAAGAUGCAGCUUGUUAUACUAUAACAUUGGGCUUUAUCUGUACUCCAACUAUGUCGGCUAGUGUUACAGUAAAAAAGGACUAUACCACAUUGCUUGAUAUGAAGUUUUAGGAGGUGCCUUAAUGGACCUCUUAGUAGUUUAAGAACCAGCUUUUCUUACUUAUUUUCCUCAGUAGUUAAAGCAUGAUGCUUGCAUUUAUCUUCCCUUGAUAAAUUAAGGGUUAUUGGCUGUGUGUCUAGUCCUUGAAAUCUCCAAGUAGGGAGUAGCCUGUGAACGUACCAUACCGUUUGGCUGUGUGCACGCUAGUGAGCGUUAAACUGUAGGCAAAUGGAUGACAUUUCUAUAAUUACCAUAUUUCUGCUGGAUGUAAUGUUUUUCUUUAUUAAUAUGACAUCCUCAUGGUUUUUCUUGGUUGUAUUAGAUUAAUACUAAGUUACGACAUGAACAUUAUAUUAUUAUUAUAUGGAGAGGUUAUUUUAUAAUGACACAGCAAAUAAGGUUGAAUUUCAUUUGAUCUGUCAGGUCAGAGGCAUCUGAGAUGAAUGUAUUGAGAUUCCACGUUUGACUUUUUGUCAAUUAGUUAUAUUGUACUGUCCGCUAAGAACUAUUGAAUAAAGUGAUGAAAACUGCAGUGACCCUCAAUGGCAAAUGUAGCAAUGCAGUCUAGAGUGCCCUUGUGAGACUAGGAUGUUGUGUGGGUGUUCUUUUACCGAAACAUGACUGUGUUGGUAGGCGGUCGCUCUCAUGUGCCUUUUGGUUGUGGUAUAGUGGGCAAAAAGGUAGGGUUUGAGAGAAGGAUUGGCAUUCUCUUUGACAGCAGUCAUUGAAAGGAAAGAAUCCUGGGAGAACAAGAAACUGUGGAGAAUAUGCAACACUUCAGAAUAGCAGACAAAUGAACAGCUAAUGUCCAGGACUAGGUAGUUAGCAUAAUAUCCAUAUGGAUGUGUCCGGUAUGGAUGGGUGCUGCUUAAGCCAGCAGAUUUAGAUGUUUAUGAACAUGGGCUGGCCAUAAUUUGUCCCCUAUCUUAGUGUCACCCAGAAACGGUGUUAAAACGAUAACAAGAAAUAGCAAGGAUUAGCAAAAAUGCUCUUCUCAGAACAGGGAGUAGAAGUGCAUAAUGGCAGGGAGCGGAUCUAGUAAGAGAAACACAGAAAAAAAUGAUAUUAUUAAAAUAAUUCUUUACCAUGAUGUGAACUAUGGUAGCAUUUGAUUUUAGAACAGGUAGCUACGAAAGCAUUCGAAACUAUAUGUAAAUAAAUAUUACGUUCUUCAGAACUUUUAGGUAAAACCAAUGCAGGAAGCUAAUCUAAACAAAUAACCGCAGUAGAUAGUUUCAACUCUAAGAUAAUAUGAAAAAAAGCAUGAAUGUGAUAUUGUUGAUAGUAUUGUGUAGAGAUGUGGCAUGUAGUCGUGAGUCUUGCAAUAGGUCUUAGAAUAACGUUUUAUGUUGAAGUGUCCACUUGUGUAGAACACAGAGAGACGUUGUUGGGUUUUGAAGAUGAAUGGUUGUGUUUUUAUGCUGAGUUAGCAAGUGUGUGAAUGUUGGUUAAGCAGAGGCGGAGCUCCUUUAUCGCAAUACUCAUUGAAGCUCAUUAAAAAUAUGAUUUUUUUGCAUUCAUUUCCAUAGAGCUUAUAAUCACUUUUUGAAUAAUUUGAUGUUUUAUUUGUUUGUUUUUUAAUUUUCUGGGUAGUUGUAUUCAUCAAGUUGACUUACAAUGAUCCGUAUUAGACUUUUGUUAAUUUAAAUAGUUUUUCAAUAUUUCGGUUACAUGUAGGACUAACACAACUAUGUGUCUUUUUUUUUCAAAAGACAACUAAAAAUUUAUUUUAUAAUAAGCAUCUGAUUUUCCUUAUUGUUUUUGAAGAGUUGCUGCGUUGUGUGUUUUGGGACCGUAUCUCAUAGUCUGCUGUGGAAUCCAGGUCGGCAGACAGUCAGAACUGCUGCACAUCGAUCUGCAAGACUAACAUUCUCUCCUAUAUUGGAUUCACAACCAGAGUCUUCUCUUAGGCUUUACCCACAAUCCCACUGUCUGCAACCGUCUAGUGCUAGCCUGGGACCAGUGCCACCCUUGUCCCUUUGCUGAACUAAGCACAGCCCCGCUGCGCUGAAAAUGCUAUACUGUAAGCUUUUAGAACGGAAUGCAGGAGAGCCUCCCCGACGUCUGUUCCAAGCCUGGCCCAUUCUCUGACUAGCAACGCAGCAGAGCUUGCCGGACACGCAGACCUGGAUGAAUGUGUACUUUCAGUAGUAUUGAGACACUAUUCGGUGUGAAUGCUUCAGAGUUAUUAUGCACUGCGAUAUCGGUGCUGCAUGUAACGUUGGAUACUGCAUGGGCAGGGAGGUCAGAAUAGCUGCUACACUGAGGAGAACUCUCAAGGGAUAUUGAAAUGUAGGUUCUUAAUCAAUGCACAGGGGCGGCAGAUAGUCUAGAGGUUAGAGCGUUGGGCCAGUAAACGAAAGGUUUGAAUCCUUCAGCCAACAGAUGGGGGGAAAAUAAUCUGUUGUUGGGCCCUUGAGCAAGGCAUUCAACAAAAAUGACACCUGUAAGUCACUCUGAAAAAAGAGUGUCUUCUAAAUUUAAAAAAGGAAGUGUAGCUGCUGCUCUAGCAAAAGCUUAUGGGAAGCCAAGUAAACUUCUAAGUGCAUUCCCUACAGAUAAAUGAGAGGCACAUAGCCUAUCAGAGGUUUUCGGUGAAGGCAUAAAUAUAUGGCCUGGAUAUAUUACAAUAACACCAAGUGUUUCUAAGCUAAUCCUGUCAAACUAACUCAACCCUUUUUGACACUGUACAGAAUUAACACUGUAUGGACGAGGGGAAUCUGAAACAGGGUCAAGAUGUUGAAGUUAUGUUAUGGGUUCUGUGUAUGGUCUGAUGUGUGUUGUUGUUUGUUUUAAGUUGUGGUGGACCAUCUUAAUGGCUCAAUUCCAAAUAACCGGCCUUAGGAUCAAGCACCCUGGGGCCUUGGCAGACCGCUGUAAAAUGCUCAAUACAAAUUAAAAAAAUAAAAUUUCAUAGAAGCAGAAUGCACUAAACCAGAAAUAAUAUUUUUUGAAUGUAGAGUUGGUACUACUCUGAAUGCUGCUGGACAAAAACAUACAAUUGUACACAAAUAUAUCAGAAAUCAGUGGAGGACAAGCCUAAGGAAACGACAGACUACUGUACAUUACAACUCAGAAUGGAUAUGUCAGUUUAUCCAUAUUGCAGUGUCUGAUGCUUUUUUGCAGUUCUGUCCCAAUAGGAAAAAUGGGAUUUCCGACAACACAAAACAGGUUGUCCCAUACUUACAGAAACAUACACUAACACAGAAAAAGUACUAACUGAAGCUGCAACUUUUUCUUUUCCUGAAUAUGACUUGAAAACACUGAAACAAAAACAUUGAAUACAAUUUAAUGAAUGAUACAUGUACAUUAAUGUACUGCACACAAAUAUGUACAUACACCUUAAAACAAAAACAAAAAAAUAAGCGUAGGAUCCUUCUUGUGAUACAUUUUCAUUUUAGCUUAUUUUAUGAAAUGUAUGAUCAAAACUCCCAAGCCUUGAACAAAGAAACAUAGCCAGUGCUUUCUACUCGCAGAUGAAGAAGAUAACAAAACAUAUUUCAGUUCCGUCCCUUUCGCCUAAAUCUCUUGUCAUGAAAAGAUAGUCAUUUGAACAUAUAUCAUUCUCCCAUCGUAUCUCUCUGCAUGUGAAUUAUUUAGUUAUAAUCCUGAAUGUAAUUGUUUAUUAACAUGGAAAUGAAAAGAAAAAAUGCUAUUUUAAAAAGGUAUAUUUGAAACUCAUUGUCUAAAUGGUACUGGGAUGGCAUAAUGUAUAUGGUUAUAUUACUGGGCUGUGCUUUACUGUUUUGCCCUGAGAUGUUAUUAUAAAACGUCGUACUACUGUACUUAUUCUGUUGUAUUCAUCUUAGUUCUACAAUAUUCUGUAUCUCUCUCUUUCUCUUUAAAUCUAAAAUGCUAAACUAGAAGUACUGCAGAUUCAUUGUAAAAGGGAACCAGCUUGGUGAUCACCAAUAAAAAAUAAAUGUAUUGAAAUCAGA